GAAAGAGAUUAUUGAUUGGUUGUUAGACUUUGUGACUUUUGUGAGGCUGGGGAAUUACAAAAACUUUUUUCCCCAACUCUUUUUUUCUUACAAAAUUCACCCAAACAGUCCUUAACAACAAUUUACAGAAAACUAGCAAGGAGAAGAAAGGAGGGAAGAAUUUUCAUCAUUUGUUUCAAUUUAAUUUGUUUUCUCUGCAAUUUACACUCUUUUUUUUCUGGAGAAAUUUGAACAUUUUAGAGUUCUUAAGGCUUGAGGAAUUUCUUCAAUUCAAUUCAAUUUUUUUCCCAAGAGACCCAACCCUCUUUUUCUUCUCCAAUUUGCACCAAAAACUACACCAAAAGUCUCCUGUUUUCUUCAAUUUUGAACAGAUUGGGCUUGAGGUUGAGAAAUUUGCAUUUUGUUAGCAUCCUCUUUACCGGCGAAAGAACGAUAAAAAAGGGGGUUUUGAAUUUCCCCUCAAAUUCAUAGAGAUUUGAGGAGGAUAAUCACACAAAAAAAUGAAAAGAUUAUGGUUAAGUUCUCUGCAAUUAGUGGAGCUAUUUGUGAGUUCAUGGGUACAUUUGUUAUAUGGGUUUUACAUAUUUAGCACAGCCGUUGCCUAUGAUUUGAAUCAAGCUUUGUGUGAUUACUUUAAACCCAGCAACAUUAAUCAAAUUGAGGCUGCUGCUCCUCCUCAAGAUUCUUCCUCUGUUGAUGAUUUGCCUCCCAUUGUUCUGGUUCAUGGGAUUUUUGGUUUUGGUCAAGGGAGAUUGGGAGGAUUGUCCUAUUUUGCUGGGGCAGAGAAGAAGGAUGAAAGGGUUUUGGUGCCAGAUUUGGGUUCUCUGACCAGCAUAUAUGAUCGGGCGCGGGAAUUGUUCUAUUACUUGAAAGGAGGUCAGGUUGAUUAUGGCGAAGAACACAGCAAAGCAUGUGGGCAUUCCCAAUUUGGCAGAAUCUAUGAACAAGGGCAUUAUCCUGAAUGGGAUGAGGAUCAUCCUAUACACUUUGUGGGGCAUUCGGCAGGCGCUCAGGUUGUUCGGGUUUUGCAGCAAAUGCUUGCUGAUAAGGCAUUUGAGGGCCAUGAUACCUCUCCAAACUGGGUUUUGAGCAUUACCUCUUUAUCUGGAGCUUUCAAUGGGACCACUAGAACAUACUAUGAUGGGAUGCAGCCAGAGGAUGGAGUAACUUUGAAACCCGUAUGUUUACUUCAGCUUUGUCGAUUGGGAGUAAUCAUAUACGAUUGGUUUGAUAUUCCUUGGUUGAAGUCCUAUUACAAUUUUGGAUUUGAUCACUUCAAUUUGUCAUGGAGGAAGAUUGGGGUAUGGGGUUUAGUAGAUUGUUUGUUAGGGAAUGCUGGUCCAUUUGCAUCAGGAGACUGGAUCCUACCUGAUCUAACAAUCCAGGGAUCAAUGAGACUCAACUCCCAUUUACAAACAUUCCCAGAUACAUACUAUUUCAGUUAUGCUACCAAGAGAACCAGGCAACUCCUUGGUUUCACAGCUCCUUCUGGCAUUAUGGGGAUUCACCCUUUGCUCUUCAUCAGAGUGUUGCAGAUGUGCAUGUGGCGCCUCCCUGCUGAUGUUCCUCCCCCUUACAAAGGCUAUAGGGAUGAAGAUUGGUGGGACAAUGAUGGGGCACUCAACACAACAUCCAUGACUUACCCUCGAUUUCCCGUUGAACAUCCCCACCAUCUUGUUACAAAUGAUAAAGAUUGCCGGCCAUUGCAACCUGGUAUCUGGUAUUACAAAAUCGUAGAAGGAGAUCACAUUUUGUUCAUUGUCAAUCGGGAGAGAGCCGGAGUUCAAUUCGAUUUGAUUUACGACAGCAUCUUCGAACGGUGUAGGAAACAUGUAUUUAGGAAGAGGCCGCAGACGCUACCGAAUGAAACACCACAAACAGUUACCAGUUGAAUAGUUGAUAUAUCUCAUAUGGCAAGAGAGUUAGAAAUAGUAUUCUUUUUUUCUUUUUUAAUUCCUAUGUUUCCCCUUCUUUCUUUCACAAAUUCACUUGGUCUGAUGUAAAUGUAAUUUUCUCUAGAAAAAACAAAUUCUUUCUAUAAUUGAAUUAUAUUCAUAGGGUUACAGCAA
Molecule: messenger RNA, 2069 nt
Organism: Spinacia oleracea (spinach)
Lineage: Eukaryota; Viridiplantae; Streptophyta; Magnoliopsida; Caryophyllales; Amaranthaceae
Exons: 8
Coding region: 501-1892 (463 amino acids)
Source: RefSeq, a predicted model, not a curated record